GCCCCUGCGCCCUGGCCCGUCUGCCCGCGGUGGCAUUUCAGCUGUGAGCUCCACAGCCUGCGCCGCUCCGGCCGCACAGAGGCAACGUCCACCCCAUCACAGCAGGAUCCUCUCUCUUUUCGUUGAAACCAAGGGAGGACCUGGCCAUGGGACCACCGCUACCCCACUAACCCUGGCUCUGAGCAUCACCAGAUCUGUGGCUUUUCCCUUUAUGAUGAAAGUGGCACACAGGAGGCAGACCAACGAAAAUGAGCCUCAUGGACAUCACCAAAAUGUUCUCCAUGCUCCAGCCCAAAGAAGAUGAAGACGACGACAACAACGCUGAAAGCGAGGAGCUGAACCGAGCGGUAGCAGAGGACAACCACCAAACCCUGGAGAACCUCUUAUGGCAGGACAGGUACAAGAGGGUCAUCAACCGCCAGAGCGGCUGGGGCAUCCCCAGCACGCCGCUGCGCCUGGCUGCCACGCGGGGCUGUGCCCGGAGCAUCAGGGUGCUCUUGGCACAUGGGGCAGAGGUGGACAGCCUGGAUGUGAAGGCUCAGACCCCGCUCUUCAUCGCGGUCAGCAAUGGCCACCGGGAGUGCGUGAAGGUCCUGCUGGAGGCAGGGGCCAGCCCCUGCGGCAGCAUCUACAACAACUGCUCCCCGCUGCUCAUCGCCGCGCGGGACGGGAACGUGGACAUCCUGCAGCAGCUCCUGGACCACGGUGCGGAAACCAACGUUCAGGCCAGGCUGCCCCAGUGGGUAGCCAACUCGGUGGCUUGCUCCGGUCCUCUCUACCUGGCUGCUGCAUACGGGCAUCUGGAGUGCUUCAAGAGGCUGCUGCUUUAUGGGGCUGAUCCCAACUAUAACUGCACCGAGGAGAGUGUGAUCGCCCACAUCAAGGAGCCCAAGACUCUGCUGGAAACCUGCCUGAGGCAUGGCUGCAGGAGUGAGUUCAUCAAACUGCUCAUUGACUUUGGAGCCAACGUGUACUUGCCCAACAUUACGGUAUAUGAGGCCACACCACGCAAUGAGAGCCUGGAGCUGCUGCUGCAGGCAAGAGCUCAUCCCAAAUCCUUGAUGGCUCAGUCCCGGCUGGCCCUGAGGCGCUUCCUAAAGCCAGCUGCCCACCUCCAUGCCCUUGGCAAACUGGAGAUCCCAACGGCCCUGGCAAACUACCUCCAACACCAGCCAUGACACACAGGCCAGUGCGAGGGACGCCUGCCCUGUAUGUGUGCUGAGCACCCACAUUAAAAGCUGCUGUGACACCUGCUCAGUGUGCAGCCA
Molecule: messenger RNA, 1268 nt
Organism: Pezoporus flaviventris
Lineage: Eukaryota; Metazoa; Chordata; Aves; Psittaciformes; Psittacidae
Gene: ASB12
Product: ankyrin repeat and SOCS box containing 12
Exons: 3
Coding region: 249-1178 (309 amino acids)
Biological process (GO): regulation of barbed-end actin filament capping
Cellular component (GO): nucleus; cytoplasm
Molecular function (GO): protein binding
Source: RefSeq, a predicted model, not a curated record